Messenger RNA from Scophthalmus maximus (turbot), 4670 nucleotides. RefSeq names its product integrator complex subunit 2 (gene ints2). The transcript is spliced from 25 exons. Bases 401 to 4036 code for a protein of 1211 amino acids. Gene Ontology annotation, biological process: snRNA 3'-end processing. The record is from RefSeq and is a predicted model, not a curated record. Gene Ontology annotation, cellular component: integrator complex. Lineage: Eukaryota; Metazoa; Chordata; Actinopteri; Pleuronectiformes; Scophthalmidae.
GAGUGUUAGUCGAGUUACUGAAAGCUAGCUGACGGCUAGCGCUCACAAGCCGCCUUGUUUGAAUGGACGUAGCUGUUAUGUUACGAUAUUACUGUAAAAUACACAGACACGUGAGAGCCAUUCAAGAUAGAUUUUGGUUUCGGGGCAGUUGAAGUUGACGAUAUUGAUAUUAUUGAUACUCCCGGUGUGAGCUAGCAUUGGCGCUAACACAGGCGCUUGUUCGCGAUAGCGGACCAUGGCGGCUAACAUUAGCCUGUUUUGUUAGCAGUGUUUAUUUUGAUACAAGAACGGCAACGUCAUCUGGUUGCAGUUUACUUCGACAACAUCCAGACUGAUUGAAUACAAACUAACCGAAGGAAAACGCAGUGACUCGGGAAGUGCAAGGAACAGUGGCAGAGCGAUGGCAGACGGCGCAGGGAUGCAGUUCGUCAGCGCCUUUGCUUUUGAAGCCAUGCAGAAGGUGGACGUGGUGCGUCUGGCAGCCCUGAGUGACCCAGAGCUGAGGCUGCUGCUCCCCUGCCUGGUGAGGAUGGCCCUGUGUGCUCCGGCUGACCAGAGCGAGUCCUGGGCUCAGGACAAGAAGCUCAUCCUUCGGCUGCUCUCAGGGGUGGAAGCCGUCAACUCCAUCGUGGCUCUUUUGUCCGUCGACUUUCACGCCUUGGAGCAGGAUGCACGAAAGGAGCAGCAGCUCAGGCACAAGGCCGGUGGCUCGAACGGCGAGAGCAUCCUGGUGUCACAGCUACAACAUGGCCUGACCCUGGAGUUUGAGCACAGCGAUCCCCUGAGGAGACUGCGCCUGACCCUCAGUGAUCUGUUGGCCAUCAUGAAUAAGGUGGUGGACUCAAAUGGAGAAUUUUUCUUAAAGUCUUCUGAACUCUUUGAAAGCCCGGUUUACUUGGAAGAGGUCGCAGAUGUCCUUUGCAUUUUACAAGCAGAACUGCCUUCCUUGUUGCCCAUUGUGGACGUGGCAGAGGCUCUGCUCCAUGUACGCAACGGUGAUUGGUUUCUGUGUCUGCUGGUUGCCAAUGUCCCUGACAGCUUCAAUGAAGUUUGCAGAGGUUUGAUCAAGAAUGGAGAACGUCAGGAUGAGGAGAGUCUGGGUGGUCGGCGCAGGACUGAAGCACUGAGGCAGCUGUGUCAGAUGAACCCAUCACAGGCCCUCAACAUCAGAGCUAUGGUGGUGGAGGAGUGCCACCUGCCUGGCCUUGGUGUGGCUCUAACUCUGGACUACAAACCAGAUACACCAGAUGAGGCAGUCAGCCCUCUGGUGUCUUAUGUGAGCGGUCUACUGCUGGGCACCAAUAGCAAAGUCCGUACCUGGUUCAGCAUGUUCAUUCGCAAUGGACAACAGCGAAAGAGAGAAAGCAGCUCAGUGCUGUGGCAGAUGCGCAGACAGCUGCUGCUGGAGCUGGUCGCCAUCCUGCCGCGGUCACGCAGCACCCACAUGCCCAAUGACGGUGACAUGGAAGACGAGGGCCUCUCGGGGUACUCUGGCCUGAGAGAGGAGCAUGUAGUGAAGGCCAGUGCUCUGCUCCGACUGUACUGUGCCCUCAUGGGCAUCGCGGGUCUCAGACCGACGGACGAAGAGGCAGAGCAGUUGCUACAGCUGAUGACCAGCCGGCCUCCGGCCACUCCUGCUGGUGUUCGCUUUGUCUCCCUGUCCUUCUGCAAGCUGCUCGCCUUCCCUACUCUGGUCAGCACUCCAGAGCAAGAGCAGCUGAUGGUCAUGUGGCUUAGCUGGAUGAUCAAAGAGGAGGAAUACUUUGAGAGUGCUGCGGGCGUAUCUGCUUCUUUUGGAGAGAUGCUAUUACUGGUUGCCAUGUAUUUCCAUAGCAACCAGCUCAGCUCCAUUAUUGAGUUGGUGUGCUCUACUUUGGGGAUGAAGAUUGCCAUCAAGCCAAGCUCUCUGAGCAAGAUGAAGACUAUCUUCACACAAGAAAUCUUUACAGAACAGGUAGUCACAGCCCAUGCGGUUCGGGUCGCAGUGACCAAUAACUUAAGUGCCAACAUCACAGGGUUCCUCCCAAUACACUGUAUCUACCAGCUGCUUCGGAGCCGAGCCUUUACCAAGCACAAAGUCUCCAUCAAGGAUUGGAUCUAUCGCCAGCUCUGUGAGACAAGCACCCCUAUCCACACCCAACUGAUUCCUCUAAUUGAUGCCUAUAUCAACUCCAUCCUCACUCCAGCGUCUAAGGCCAACCCAGAGGCCACCAACCAGCCUAUCACUGAGCAGGAGAUCCUCAGAGUAUUUCAGAGUUCUGCUGGGCAGGGGGAGGGGAGUAGAGGGGGACGACAGCGCUACUCCAUCACUACCCAACUCCUUAUCCUCUACUACAUCCUGUCGUAUGAGGAGAACCUGUUGGCUAGCACCAAACAACUAGCCCUGAUGCAGAGGAAGCCCAAGUCCUACUCAGCAGCCCUGAUGGACCAAAUCCCCAUUAAGUACUUGGUUACCCAGGCCCAGGGACUUCAGCAGGAGCUAGGAGGCCUGCAUUCUGCCCUGCUGAGGCUGUUGGCCACCAACUACCCCCAUCUAUGUCUGGUGGAGGACUGGGUGUGUGAGGAGGUGGUGACUGGUACCCUGCCCCUGCUGAGGAGAAUGAUGCUCCCCAGCAACACCUGCAGAUACACCCGGAGCCAGCUCCACCAGGCCUUCCAGAAGUUGCCAUCCAGCAGUCCCAGGUUAAUGCGGAUCCUGGAGCACUUAACGCUACUUUCACCUGGAGACCUGAUCCCAUAUGCAGAAGCCCUCACCGACAGCAUGGCUCUGCUGCUGGAUUCCUCCGUGCCCCGUCGCAUACUGCAGACCCUCAACAAGCUCUGGAUGGGCCUCAAUACUGUGAUGCCCCGCAGGCUGUGGGUGAUGACAGUAAAUGCCCUCCAACCCUCGGCGAAGCUGCUCAAGCAGCAGAGAUACACUCAGAACGACCUGAUGGUGGAUCCCCUCAUUGCAUUGCGCUGUGAACAGAGGGUAUACAGGUGUCCUCCUUUCAUGGACAUCGUCCUUCACAUGCUGAAUGGCUACCUGCUAGCCUCAAAAGCCUACCUACACUGCCACCUGAAGGAGACGGCGGACUUUGAUCGUCAGGGCCAGACAGUCUCGAGCCUGGGGGUGCCUGGACAGCCAGAUACUCCUGAGGUCACCAGGGAGGAACUGAAGAACGCCCUUCUAGCUGCACAGGACAGCGCAGCAGUCCAGAUUCUUCUUGAGGUGUGUCUGCCAACCUCCGAGGAGCAGCAGCUGGGGGCUAACCCAGAGAGCCUGCUGAAGAGCAUCAGAGGUCCCAUGCCAGGGAAACUGAAACAGGGGAGCCCGGGGCCGAGAGCCUGCAGGGGCAUGGAGGACGCUGAGCCAGAGGGAGGCCUGCUCAGCGACAUGAGGGAGGUGCAAUGCCUCAUCUGUUGUCUGCUACAUCAGAUGUUCAUUGCCGACCCCAACAUCGCCAAGUUGGUUCACUUUCAGGGUUACCCUCAAGCUCUGCUGCCUUUAACUGUGGCAGGCAUCCCCUCCAUCCAUAUCUGUUUGGACUUCAUCCCAGAGCUGCUGGCCCAGCCCCAGCUGGAAAAGCAGAUCUUUGCAAUCCAAUUGCUAUCGUACCUGUGUACCCAGUACGCACUGCCCAAGUCCCUCAGUGUGGCCAGGUUGGCCAUCAGUGUGAUGGGCACCCUCCUCACAGUGCUGACUCAUGCCAAGCGUUUCUCCUUCUUCAUGCCCACCCUGCCAUGCCUGGUGGCCUUCUGCCAGGCCUUCCCUCCUCUCUAUGAUGAAGUGGCAGGUCUGUUGGUACAAGUGGGCCAGGUUUGUGCCUCUGACGUAGCCACCAAAGCCAGGGAUGUUGACCCCCUCAUUGCCCGCCUGCAGUAUCUAAAAGAGAAGCCUCAGGAAGCCCUGAUUCAAGGAGGAGGCUCCUCAAAGCUGACUUUACCUCAGAGGACAGCAGAAGAACUGGGUGGAGCUGACCCUGAUGUUCAACUCUGCUACUGUGUGGAAGCCACUUUCAUGGACAUUAUCAGCUCCACUCUUCAUGGACUAUAGACCACACACACACACACACACACACACACACACACACACACACACACACACACACACACACACACACACACACACACACACACACACACACACACACACACACACACACACACACACACACACACACACACACACACACACACACACACACUAGAGGGAGAGGAGGGACCACGCUUCCACUAACAACUCAAAACACCACCCUGAUCGACAUUCACUCUCCUGAGAAGGGCUAAUGUCAACACACAUCCAUUGAUCUGCAACAGAUGUAAAUUUCUUAAGGGCUUCCAGAGAAUGUUAGGUCGUGGGUUGCUUUCAUUCUGUGCACACAGUGAACAAUUCAUUUUAUAUUCACUCUUGUCUGUUUGGUCAGUCACCUAAUGAAAAAUACAUUAUUUACCUCCUUGACACCCUGUAAAUAAACCAUGUCUCCAAUUUAAUUAGAAAAUGUGUGUGCCUCUGUAGAAAGAAUACUGAAAAGGUUAAGUGGGUCAAUUUUCUUGACCUCAGCAGGCACAUUUUUCUUAGCUUUAAGUGUCAUGAGCUUUUACUUAGCCACUGAAAAUAGAAAAUGUUACCUUGAAAUAAUAUGUAGAGCUUUUGUAUCGUUUUUGUUUGUAAUAAAACAAAAAAAUGA